AUGCAGGAGCGGAGUCCAAGUGGUUCCGGGUCGCAUGCGUCCCUGAGAACCCCUCAGUAUCAUUCCUCGCAGGAUCGAAGAAUGGAAGAUCGCCAGUGCGAUGCAUCAGAUUCACCGAGGUCAAAUGCCCAGCCUUUUGCCGCCAAGGUUGCUGUGGUCCAACAGCAGCAGCAGAACCCUUCAAUCGCCCGAAGUAUGUCUCGAUACCGUCGCAACCGACCGGUGGUCGCCGUCAACUCGGCGACACUACCAGCACCACCUGCACCAUCAGCGUCCACGAUUUCAGAGCGGGUCAACACCCAGGGUCUCUCGACCCAGCCAGGAAACCGGGUCCCAUUGGCGUCAAAAGAGCUUGAGGAGGAGGAAGAGAGGGAAAAGCACCGGCAGAAUGCGAUGGCCCAGUUGACCGGAGAAUCCAAAACGACGAACCUCGCAGCAUCACAGACGGGGCGAGCGCGGAAAGAUGCCCUUGCAGGAGGGACAAGUCCUCCCCACGAGAGUCUCGUGCAGACCACGCCAUUGCGAUCUGGUCUGACUAUAGGGCAGCCGGCCAAGACCACGCCUUCUGAUCCAAAUCGGAGAUCCAUCUUACAAAAGGUUGGCCUUGCUCGAUCGAAGCCAAAUCAAUUUCCCGCCAAAGACUCGUCUGCUGGCUCAGCGAAACCCAACUAUAUCGGCGUCGGGGGUGGAGGCAUUGUACCAGGAACAGACGCACCAAUCUCGGCGGUCAACGCAGGGGAACGGCUGGUGAUGGUCCAAUAUGGCGACAGCAGCGCCAAGCUACCAGUGACCCCGACAACAAGUGUAGAGGACCUAUUGAAGGUAGCGGCGAGGCGGAUCUCCCGUCAAAUCGAUCCUACCACGUCCAUCUUGAUGGAGUCUUUCCAUCAAAUCCAGCUGGAGCGGCCGUUACGCCGAUACGAGCGUGUCCGCGAUGUGAUGAACUCCUGGGCUGUAGACACCGAUGGGGCUCUGCUCGUUGUUCCCACAUCGAGUCUGGACACCGCUGCUCCCCUUGAAGCAUCGAGCGUCUCGAGUGACCAGCCUCCCGAGACGACCGUCUACUGCUACUAUUCCCAUCGACCCCGCAAGUGGGACAAACGAUUCGUGACCCUGCACAGUGACGGACAUGUAACGGUUUCGAAGAAAGAGCAUUCUAAAGACUCGACCAGCGUCUGUCACCUGACCGACUUUGAUAUCUACAUCCCUUCACCUCGAUACGCGGCCAAAGAAAUUAAACCACCCAAGAAGAUCUGCUUUGCGAUCAAGAGCCAGCAGAAGUCAUCCAUGUUCCUCUCGACAGACAGUUUUGUUCACUUCUUUUGCACCAAUGAUCGUGCCGUGGGAGAUAAAUGGUACCGGGCGGUUCAAAGCUGGCGCAGCUGGUAUCUUGUGAAAAAGGUCCGCGUCGCAGAACCAGUGAUGACGAGCGACCAAACGGAUCCCAAACCCUCCCUCGUUCAUUCCGCGACUCGACGAGUUCCGCCAAACCAAGGGAGCUCAGAGAUGCCACGAUUGGAUCGCCAGAACAGUGAGCCCGAGUCUGCUCAGCGUUCAUCCGAGCGUCCGCAGGCGGAGGCCAUGGUCUUCCGCAGGAAGACAACCCGCGAACAUCGCCCGCCCCCAUCAUCAUUUCCCGCGACUCUUACUCUGGACACAAAAGUGGUCUCUUCAAAGUCGGGCUCCAUCACUGAACUGUCCUCCGCUGACGAAGAGCAGGAGCCUAUCUUUGCGUCGUCUGGACUUUUGGGGAGAACAUAUACCCAGCGGCAGCAGGCGAUGCGGGAGCGAGAAGAUCGCGCAAAGAAAGCGCAACAGGAUCCGUUCGGUAAAUCAGGGCUGAUAGGCGCGAGCCCAGCGAGUGCUCCGGCGCCUCAACCGAGCAGCCGAACAAAUACGCUCACUCGCGCCGAUGCCGCCGCCGCUCAGCUUGACUGGACCAUGUCCAUCAGCCAGGGGCAGAAACCCUUGGUCGAUCUGACACCAAAGUUUGUGGAGCCACCGCAGCAUCUGCGAAAGGGACGCGGAGUCAGAGUUGAGCCGGGGCGACAAUUAAUUGACGCUGCAACGGGUCCUGAGUCGAUUCCGGGAGUUGUGAAUGUCCCGUCCUCGACGACCUGGAAACGACCGCCUGUGGAGCCGUCCUCGCAAUCACAACCGCAUCGUUCGAAUACCACGAAAAGCAGCCGUGCGAACGGGACCGUCGUUCAGUAUUCAGCGCCUCACUCGGCCGGGCCCAUCUCUACAUCGGCUGAUACUUUCCACGCGAACAGUCUGCUGGCCAACGCUAGUCGCCAGACGAGUACGCACCCGCACCACAGCAAAGUGCCAGCCGGACGCGGUGUGGCUACUGGAGACCGUGAUGCAACUCGGCCACUGCUGGACAUGUCGGAUGAGAAUCCUUUUACGGACGGCAGCCUGUUGAAACAGCUGUAA
Molecule: messenger RNA, 2436 nt
Organism: Penicillium oxalicum
Lineage: Eukaryota; Fungi; Ascomycota; Eurotiomycetes; Eurotiales; Aspergillaceae
Exons: 1
Coding region: 1-2436 (811 amino acids)
Source: RefSeq, a predicted model, not a curated record